Messenger RNA from Lathyrus oleraceus (garden pea), 678 nucleotides. RefSeq lists its product as uncharacterized. The record is from RefSeq and is a predicted model, not a curated record. NCBI's taxonomy places the organism in Eukaryota, Viridiplantae, Streptophyta, Magnoliopsida, Fabales, Fabaceae. The coding region runs from base 1 to 678 and encodes 225 amino acids. The transcript has 3 exons.
AUGCCGGAAGAAAAGGAAUGUGUUGAUGACAUAACAUUGAAUUUGGUUCAACCAAAAAAUAUACUUGUAACUUUGAAACGUAAAAGACCCGAAAAUAUCUCAAAUAUCAAGCAAGUGUACAAUAGUCAGUAUCAAACUAACAAGGCGUUGAGGGGGGGUAGAAUUAAAAUGCAACAACUCUUGAAAAUGUUGGAUAAUAACAGUUAUGUGUCUAGGUAUCGAACAUGCGAGGAUGAAGUUACCGUUAGAGAUAUAUUUUGGACUCAUCCUGAUUCCAUCAAGUUGUUCAACAUGUUUCCUAAUGUGCUCAUACUUGAUUCAACAGAGAGAAAAGAUGAAAGUGUUACUUGGGCCUUAAAGGUGUGUCAGGCAAUGUUGAAGGACCAAGACGAAAUGCCUAAAGAGAUUAUUAUCAACCGCAAUACUGCCUUGAUGAAUUCAGUUGAAAAGGAAAGUGUUGAAAGCACAAUUCUUGAUCAGGUGAAGGAGAAAAUUGUAUGUGCUUGGAUUGAUCAAGUUAAACACCUUAGAAAUACAACAACUAACCGAGUUGAGUCUGUCCAUGCUACAUUGAAGAAUUGGUUAGGAAAUAGUAAGGAAAAUUUGUGUAGAGAUUGGGAGUCUGUGAACCAAAUUAUUCAGAACAAACAUGAUGAGAUAAAAACAUCUUUUGGUUAG